CGGGCCCGGGAGGGCGGAGUCCAGGCGGGUAUCGGCCGCGGGAGGAGGCGCGGUGUCUCUGGAGUCCGGCACUCCCUCAGGCCGCUGGCGCGGUGCUUGCAGUUGCGGUUCGGGCGGCGGCGCCGGCGGGGAUGUGACCAGCGGUCCCUCGCCUCACCUGCCGUCCUUGGGCCCGUAGGUCGCUGGACGACCCGCGGCCGGGCCGCGGCGGAAGAGGCAACGUGACCUCCGCACGAUUCUGUCAAAUUUUAAGAACAAAUGCACCUUAUAGCUCAUGGAAGAAAAAACACAAAUCAAGACAUUUUUGGGUUCCAAGUUGCCAAAGUAUGGAACAAAAUCUGUAAGAAGUGCACUGAAGCCAAUGUCAAAUGGGACACCUGUUAAUUUACUGGGAACUUCCAAGAGUAGCAAUGUCAAAAGUUACAUCAAAAAUAAUGGCUCCAGUUGUCCAUCAUCCUAUUCAUUUAAUUGGAGAAUGGCAACUAAAUACCAACUUAGUGCACAAGAUGCUGAAGAGCCUAAUGAUACUCAAAGUUCACAUGAUAAAGUAAUUGAUUCUGAAAAACAUGCACCUACUCAAGGAACGGUUGAUAAAAAUGGGAUGAAGGGAGGUUUGAAAAGUAUUUCUUUACUUACAUCAAAGUUAGCAAAGCCAUCCACUAUGUUUGUGUCAUCUACAGAGGAGUUGAAACAAAAGUCUUUGUCUGGGCCAUCUAAUCUGGGUAAAUUCACCAAAGGCACAUUAUUAGCAAGGACUUCAUAUUCUUCAGCCAGUGCUCCAAAAUCACAGUCAAAUGGAUUUUAUGGAAACCGAUCAGCUGGCAUGCAAAGGCCUAGAACAAACUCUUGUGCUACCAGAAGCAGUUCUGGAGAAAGCUUAGCACAAUCCCUAGACAAUAUUAAAUCUCUUACUUGUGAAAAAAUGGUGAGGUCACAGAGUUUUUCUCAUUCCAUUCAGAAUUUAUUCCUUCCACCUGCAUCUAUAAUCAGAUCACAUUCCUUCAGUCGAGCUACAGAUCUUACAAAGCCUUAUCAGAACCAACAGCUGCCAAUUAGAGUGCCCCUGAGGUCAAGUAUGCUAACAAGAAAUUCUCAGCAGUCAGAAGUACUCAGUGGGAAUGAACAUUUAGGGUAUGAAUUUAAUAGGCCUUAUGCUGCAUGUGGAAAGAAGUUGGCUUUACCAAAUGGUCCAGGUGUAACUUCCACUUUGGGUUAUAGGAUGGUUCGUCCCUCUCUACUGAAGUCGAGCCGACCUCCAUUUUCUGGGACUGUCACAGCUGAUGGUAAUAAAAAUCUACCUACUGACAUGUGUGUGGAGGAAGAUGCUGCACUUUUGGCUAAGGACAGAGCUGCUGAUAAGGACCAAGAGCUAACUGAGAAUGAUAGCUACAGAACAGAAAAUAACCAGACCAUCAAGUGUGAUACUAAAAUUAGAUACCUGAGUGAUGAUGUGGAUGACAUUUCCUUGUCUUCUUUGUCAUCUUCUGAGAAGAAUGAUUUAAGUGAAGACUUUAGUGAUGAUUUUAUAGAUAUAGAUGACUCCAACAGAACUAGAAUAACUCCAGAGGAAAUUUCUCUCAAAGAAGAAAAGCAUGAAAAUGUGCCACCAAAGGAUAUAUUUGAUUCUCCCAAGGAAAAUGAAAAAUCCUUCAGUAAAACUGAUGAGUGGAUAGAUAUAAAUGUCUCUGACAGGAGUGAAUGUACAAAACAUACUUCUGGGAAUAACUUGAUUUCACCAGAUACAGAUUACAGAGCUGGUUCUUCAUUUGAACUUUCUCCAUCUGAUAGCUCUGAUGGAACAUACAUGUGGGAUGAAGAGGGCUUGGAGCCCAUUGGAAAUGUCCACCCAGUUGGAAGCUAUGAGUCCUCUGAAAUGAACAGCAUAGAUAUUUUGAAUAACCUUGAAUCAUGUGACCUUGAGGAUGAUGACCUUAUGCUUGACAUGGAUCUGCCCGAGGAUGCACCUCUUGAAAAUGUGGAGUGUGACAAUAUGAACCGCUUUGACCGAUCAGAAAGAAAUGUUCGGCAGUCUCAGGAAGGAUUUUGGAAAAGGCCACCCCAGAGGUGGAGUGGACAGGAACAUUGCCACCUCAGCCAUCCUGACCACUAUCAUCACCCUGGAAAAAGUGACUUGAGCAGUGCGGGCUACAAAGAGCUCUAGUCCAAGUAAAGAAAGGCAGUUCUGCAGUGGUCGGGAAAUGAUCAGGUCCAGCUUAAGAUCUUUCUGUUGGUAUAGUUUGAUGCAAGGAUAAAAGUUAGAAGAUCUGGAAGAAUGCAUGAAGCCACAUAUCUUUCCAAGCAUUACUUUGGCCAAUCUGUUUCUCCUAUCUGGGCUUUUGUAAGGAUUUGAGUUGGCACUAUCAGGCAAGAGUCUGAUGAAAGGUAGUCUUCAUUGCAACUAAUGAAUGGUAUGCUUCCCUCAUCUUUGAUGGUUGGUUUAUGAGAAGGUAAAUUUAAGCCCAACUUCUGAAAAAUUAGAAGCCUAACUAAAACAUGAACCAUUGCUUAUACUUCAGAUAAAGUCUAUUCAUCCAUUUAAUAAAAAUUCAUUGAGAAUCAGUAUGUUGAACUCUGUGCUAAAUUUUCAAGCUGGAAUGAAUUUGGGAAUAGUAUGAAUUGAAAUAUAGGAAUUAGUAUUGGUUUCUUGGAGCAUUGUUUGAGGAAGAUAAAAAGAAUUAUGCACUGCCUGUUCCAACGGAACAGUUGAAAUUAUUGCAAUUAUCACUUAGGUAGAAGAUUUAUGUGCCUUUUCCAUCAUAUAGAAAGAUGAGUAGUAGAUGCUUCCAGCUGCCAGGCUACUACUGACUCUGUGGGAUAGACAGGUAUGUAGAUUGUUCGUUAUAAUACAGUGUCAGUGCAACGCAGUGAUGAUGGAUGCUCCAAUAAAGUGGUGUACACAGCACUCUAGGAGCACGCAGCAACUGGUUUUUGUCUAGGAUAGUAGUGUAUAAAGGAAGCUACUAUAUUAAGCUGGUAAGUAUGUCUAGAGAGAUGGCAGAGGAGUAGUUUCUAUAGGAGAAUGAUGAGUGUUAAGAUGGAAAAAAAGACGUGAAAACCUGUAUAAAACAGUAGAUGUGAUCUUUAGGUAGCAAAACUAUCUAUGCAUUUAAAAUAAAAAGUGGCAAAUUUCAAUUUGAAGUGAGACUAUUAAUCAGACUAUCCAAAAUGGACGAAUUACCUGGAGGUAGUCAUCUCUGUCCCUGGGAAUGAUCAAGCUGAGGCUGAUUAGUUAUCUCUCAGAAAAGUUAAGCAGCAUUUUCCAGAAAUUAUAUUCCUGGAUGUUAGUAGGUGUAGAAAAGAGAGAUUCUUUGAUCAAAUGAAUGUGGGAAUGAACAAGUUAAACUUAAAUUAGGUUUUUUGGGUAUUUUUUUUGCCAGCCUCUCUCAGACCACAGAAGCUAGCAAUUCACUCAGGUAUUUUGUUUGGUUCACAGUGUGCUUUUAUUAUUCUUUUGAAUUCAUUACAACACUUAAAAAAUGGAGAAAUUUUACAGAAAAAUUGGGACUUACAGUUUCUCUUGAAAAAAAUUUUUAGUGUUGCAAAGCUAGCUCUGAAUUUCUGUUUUUCUUUUAAGGUAUCAUUGAUAGACAUUCUUAUAAAAGUUUCACAUGAACAACAUUGUGGCUAUUAACAUUCACCCAUAUAAUCAAGUCCCCCACAAACCACCAUUGCAGUCAUUGUCCAUCAGCAUAGUAAGAUGCUACCGAAUCACUACUUGUCUUCUCUGUGCUAUACUGCCUUUCCCAUACCCUCCCUCACAUUAAGUGUGCUAAUCAUAAUGCCCGUUUUCCCCUUUAUCCCUCCCUUCCCACCUAUCCUCCCCAGUCCCUUUCUCUUUGGUAACUGUUAGUCCAUUCUUGGGUUCUGUGAGUCUGCUGCUGUUUUGCUCCUUCAGUUUUUCUUUGUUCUUAUAUGCCACAGGUGAGUGAAAUCAUCUGGUACUUGUCAUUCUCCACCUGGCUUAUUUCACUGAGCAUAAUACCCUCAAGCUCCAUCCAUGUUGUUGCAAAUGGUAGGAUUUGUUUUCUUCUUAUGGCUGAAUAAUAUUCCACUGUGUAUAUGUACCACCUCUUCUUUAUCCAUUCUACCGAUGGACACUUAGGUUGCUUCCAUUUCUUGGCUAUUGUAAACAGUGCUGCGAUAAGCAUAGGGGUGCAUAUGUCUUUUUCACACUGGGCCCCUGCAUUCUUAAGGUAAAUUCCUAGGCAUGGAAUUCCUGGGUCAAAUGGCAUUUCUAUUUUGAGUUUUUUGAGUAAUCUCCAUACUGCUUUCCACAAUGGUUGAACUUAUUUACAAUCACACCAGCAGUGUAGGAGGGUUCCCCUUUCUCCACAGCCUCGCCAACAUUUGUUGUUGUUUGUCUUUUGGAUGGUGGCCAUUCUUACUGGUGUGAGGUGAUAUCUCAUUGUGGUUUUAAUUUGCAUUUCCCUGAUGAUUAGCGAUGUGGAGCAUCUUUUCACGUGCCUGUUGGCCAUCUGAAUUUCUCCUUUGGAGAAGUGUCUGUUCAGAUCCUAUGCCCAUUUUUUACUUGGCUUAUUUGCUUUUUGUUUGUUGAGGUGCAUGAGCUCUUUAUUAUAUAUUUUGGAUGUCAAGCCUUUCUCGAUAUGUCAUCUAUGAAUAUAUUUUCCCAUACUAUAGGGUGCCUUUUUGUUCUACUGAUGGUGCCCUUUGCUUUACAGAAGCUUUUUUAGUUUGAUAGAGUCACAGUUGUUCAUUUUUGCUCUUGUUUCCCUUGCCCGGGAACAUAUGUUCAUGGAGAAGUUGCUCAUGUUUAUGUUCAAGAGAUUUUUGCCUGUGUUUUUGUUUUAAGAGUUCCUGGGUUUCAUGACUUACAUUCAGGUCUUUGAUCCAUUUCGAGUUUACUUUUGUAUAUGGGGUUAGACAAUAAUCCAGUUUCAUUCUCUUACAUGUAGCUGUCCAAUUUUACCAACUCCAGCUGUUGAAGAGGCUGUCAUUUCCCCAUUGUAUAUCCGUGGCUCCUUUAUCACAUAUUAAUUAACCAUAUAUGCUUGUGUUAAUACCUGAACUCUCUGUUCUGUACCACUGGUCUGUGAGUCUGUUCUUGUGCCAGUACCAAAUUGUCUUGAUUCCUGUGACUUUGUAGUAGAACUUGAAGUUGGGAAGUGAGAUCCCCCCUGCUUUAUUCAUCCUUCUCAGGAUUGCUUUGGCUAUUCGGGGUCUUUUGUGGUUCCAUAUGAAUUUUAGAACUAUUUGUUCCAGUUUGUUGAAGAAUGCUAUUGGCAUUUUAUAGGGAUUGCAUUGAAUCUAUAGUUUGCUUUAGGCCAGAUGGCCAUUUUGACAAUAUUAAUUCUUCCUAGCCAAGAGAAUGGGAUGAAUUUCCAGUUAUUAGUGUCCUCUUUAAUUUCUCUUAAGAGUGUCUUGUAGUUUUCAGGGUAUAGGUCUUUCACUUCCUUCGUGAGGUUUAUUCCUAGGUAUUUUAUUCUUUUUGAUGCAAUUAUGAAUGGAUUUGUUUUCCUGAUUCCUCUUUCUCCUAGUUCAUCAUUAGUAUAUAGGACUGCAACAGCUUUCUGUGUAUUAAUUUUGUAUCCUGCAACUUUGCUGAAUUCAGAUAUUAGUUCUAGUAGUGUUGGAGUGGAGUCUUUAGGGUUUCUUAUGUACAAUAUCAUGUCGUCUGCAAACAGGGACAGUUUAACUUCUUCCUUACCAAUCUGGAUGCCUUUUAUUUCUUUGUGUUGUUUGAUUGCCAUGGCUAGGACUUCCAGUACUAUGUAGAAUAAAAGUGGGGAGAGUGGGCAUCCUUGUCUUGUUCCUAAUCUUAGGGGGAAAGCGUUCAGCUUCUCACUGUUAAGUAUGAUGUUAGCUGUGGGUUUGUCAUAUAUGGCCUUUAUUACAUUGAGGUACUUGCCUUCUGUACCCAUUUUGUUGAGAGUUUUUAUCAUGAAUUGGAUGUUGAGUUUUGUCAAAUGCUUUUUCAGCAUCUAUGGAAAUCAUGUGGUUUUUGUCCUUUUGGUUUAUGUAGUGGAUGAUGUUGAUGAAUUUUUGAAUGUUGUACCAUCCUUGUGUACUUAUUGCCAUUGCAGGCUUUGGAUUCGUGGUUACCAAAGUUUCAUGGAUAGCUGCUUUACUAUCUUACCAUCUAGCUUAACUCACUUAUUAUGCUAUUAUAAACACAGUCUGAUGAUUCUUUAUUUCUCUCCCUUCUUUUUAUUCUUCCUCCACUCUUUAUAUGUUAGGUGUUUUAUUCUGUACUCUUUUGUGUUUCCCUUGACUGAUUUUGUGGAUAGCUGAUUUUAUUUUGCAUUUAGUUAGUAUUUGUUUGGUCUGCUUUCUUUGCUGUGGUUCUCUGGUGACAUCUGUUUAGCCUUAGGAGCACUUCCAUCUAGAACAGUCCCUUUAAAAUACACUGUAGAGAUGAUUUGUGGGAGGUGAAUUCCCUCAACUUUUGCUUAUCUGGGAAUUGUUUAAUCCCUCCUUCAAAUUUAAAUGAUAAUCUUCCUGGAUACAGUAUUCUUGGUUCAAAGCCCUUCUGUUUCAUUGCAUUCAAUAUAUCAUGCCAUUCUCUUCUGGCCUGUAAGGUUUCUGUUGAGAAGUCUGAUGAUAGCCUGCUGGGUUUUCCUUUGUAGGUGAUCUUUUUUCUCACUCUGGCUGCUUUUAAUAUGCUUUCCUUGACUAUAAUCUUUGCCGUUUUAAUUAUUAUAUGUCUUGGUGUUGUCCUCCUUGAGUCCCUUGUGUUGCGAGAUCUGUGGACUUCCAAAGGCUGAGAGACUAUUUCCUUCCCAAGAUUGGGGAAGUUUUCAGCAAUUAUUUUUUCAAAGACACUUUGUACCCCUUUUUCUCUCUCUUCUUCUUCUGGUACCCCUAUAAUGCAAAUAUUGUUCUGUUUGGAUUGGUCACACAGUACUCUUAAUAUUCUUUAAUUCCCAGAGGUCCUUUCAUCUCUCUCUGCCUCAGCUUCUCUGUAUUCCUGUUCUCUGAUUUCUAUUCCAUUAACAGUCUCUUGCACCUCAUCCUGUCUGCUCUUAAAUCCUUCCAUUGUUUGUUUCAUUUCUGUUAUCUCCCUCUGGAAUUCAUCCCUUAGCUCUUGCAUAUUUCUCUGUAGCUCCAUCAACAUGCUUAUAACUUUUAUUUUGAAUUCUUUUUCAGGAAGAUUGGUAAUUGCGGUCUCACCAGGCCCUCUCUCUGGUAUUUGAGGGAUUUUAGACUGAAUAAGUUCUUCUGCCUUUUCAUGGCAAUGGAAGUGAUUGCCGGCCAGUGGCGCGUGUGUCAGCUGGGAGAACAAAGUCCUUUCCUGCUUGCCAGUCGCCUUGCCCUUCUCUGCUGCUGUGCCGGUCAACUACACAUAGGGAGCAGCCUCAGGGUUAAUCCCCUAAACUGCCAUGGGCAGGGCGGCCCUUGGGUUGGCCUAGGCGGGGAUCGCAGGUGAGCGACAUGUGUUCUCCCCUGAGUAUGGUCCCCCUUUGUGCUUUCUGGACUCUGCACUGGUCUUCGCUGCCUGUUUCAGGCAACCACACACAGGGAGCAGCCUCUGGAUUGAUUCCCUGGGCUGCCAUGAGCGUGGCAGCCCUUGGGAAUGCCUGGGGCAGUGGCUGUGGUUGCAGGUGGGCAGCGCAUGUUCGCCCCAACAAAGCCCCUACGUGCCUCCCAGACUCUGUGCCAGUUUCCUCUGCCUGUGCUGGUUAGAGGAAAAGCCCCUUUGUGCCUUUCGGACUCUGUGCCAGUCUCCGCUGUCUGUGUCAGUCCACGGUAGGCAGGGGGCAGCCUCUAGGUAUGGCCUGGUUAGGUGCGUUAGGCAAAGCCUCUCUGUGGUUGCUGUGGGCCGGGAUGCUCCCCAGUUGCUCUGCAGCAAUGGCGGGUCAACUGGUUCACUUGAAGUGUCGGUAGCAGGGACUGAACGGCAGGCUGCUCAUCGCCGUUAGGGGCUUCUGAGCUGCGUUGCCACCCAGGGGUUUAGGGCACCUGAAGUUCCUUAAGUUUUGCAGCCUGAUGGACUGAGUGUGCCAGGACGAUUUUGUCCACCAUUAAACCUUUGCCCCUUUAAGACUUUUAAAGCCCCGCUUUUCUUUUGUCCCAGUGCAGCCAGCUGUGGAACCUGUUUGCAGUCUUAGUCUCAGAUUUUGCUUUUCCAGUUCUCUAAUGUCCAGUACAUGAUGCAAUGUGUGUCUGUGCUCCCAGUCCAGAUUACUACGGCUGGUUAUUUAGCAGUCCUGUGCUUCCACUCUCUCCACACUCAGAUUCUUUUCCUCCCGCCAGUGAGCUGGGGUUGGGGCAGUGCUUGGGUCCUGCUGGGUCACAGCUGUGUGUCUUACCCUUUUCAUGAGAUGGUGAGUUCUUGCAGAUGUAGAUGUAGCCUGGCUUUGUACCGUAUCUUCUGGUCACUCUUUUAGGAAUAGUUGUAUUUGCUGUAUUUUCAAAGUAUACAUGGUUUGGGGAGGAGAUUUCCACCACCGUACUCAUGCCACCAUCUUGAGAAAUCCCCUCAGUGUUGUUUUAAUUUGCAUUUCCCUGAUAUUUAGCAAUAGGGAGCAUCUUAUCAUGUGCCUCUUGGCCAUCUGAAUUUCUUCCUUGGAGAAGUGUCUCUUCAUAUCCUCCACUCACUUUUUAAUACAGUUAUUAGCUUUAUGGGUGUUGAGGCAUGUGAGUUCUUUAUAUAUUUUGGAUGUUAAACCCUUGUUAGAUAUGUCGUUUAAAAAUAUAUUCUCCCAUACCAUAGGAUUCCUUUUUGUUCGGCUGAUGGUGUCCUUUGCUGUAUAGAGCUUUUUAGUUUGAUGUAGUCUCAUUUGUUCAUUUUUGCUUUUGUUUCCCCUGUCCAAGGAGAUGCAUUCAGGGAUAAAUUGCUCAUGUUUGUAUUCAAGAGAUGUUUGCCUAUUUUUUCUUCUGAGAGUUUUAUGGUUUCAAGACUUACAUUCAGGUCUUUGAUCCGUGUCGAGUUUACUUUUGUGUAUGGGGUUAGACAAUAAUCCAGUUUCAUUCUCUUACAUGUGGCUGUCCAGUUUUGCCAACACCAGUUGUUGAAGAGGCUGUCAUUUCCUAAUUCUAUAUCCAUGGCUCAUUUGUCAUUUAUUAAUUGGGUGUAUAUGUUUGGGUUUAUAUCAGGGCUCUCUGUUCUAUUCCAUUCGCAUAUGGGUUUGUUCACAUGCCAGUAUGAAAUUGUUUAGAAUAUUGUAGCUUUAUAGUAGAGCUUUAAGUUGGGGAUGUAAUCCCCCCAGCUUUGUUCUUCCUUCUCAUUAUUGCUUUGACUAGUUGGGGUCUUUUGUGGUUCCAUAUGAAUUUUAGAAUUAUUUUCUCCAGUUUGUUGAAGAAUGCUGUUGUUAUUUUGAUAAGGAUUGCAUUGAAUCUGUAGAUUGCUUUAAGCAGGAUGGUCAUUUUGACAAUAUUAAUUCUUCCUACCCAAGAGCAUGGGGUGAAUUUCCAUUUAUUAGUGCCCUCUUUAAUUUCUUUUAAGAGUGUCUUGUAGUUUUUAGGUUAUACAUCUUUCACUUCCUUGGUUAGGUUUAUUCCUAGGUGUUUUAUUCUUUUUGAUGCAAUUGUACAUAGAAUUGUUUUCCUGAUUUCUCUUUCUGCUACUUCAUCAUUAGUAUGUAGGGAUGCAACAGAUUUCUGGGUAUUGAUUUUGUAUCCUACAACUUUGCUGAAUUCAGAAAUUGGUUCUAAUAGUUUCAGAGUGGAUUCUUUAGGGUUUCUUAAUGUACAAUAUUAUGUCAUCUGCAAACAGUGACAGUUUGACUUCUUCCUUACCAAUCUGGAUGCCUUUUAUUUCUUGGUGUUGUCUGAUUGCCAUGGCUAGGAUCUCUAGAACUAUGUUAAAUAAAUGUGGGGAGGGUGGGCAUCCUUGUCUUAUUCCCAAUCUUAAAUGAAAAGCAUUCAGCUUCUCGCUGUUAAGUAUGAUGUUGGCUAUGGGUUUGUCAUAUAUGGCCUUUCUUAUAUUGAGGUACUUGCCUUCUAUACCCAUUUGGUUGAGAGUUUUUAUCAUGAGUUGGAUGUUGAAUUUUGUUGAAUGCUUUUUCAGCAUCUAUGGAGAUGGUUAUGUGGUUUUUGUCCUUCUUUUUGUUGAUGUGGUGGAUGAUGUUGAUGGAUUUUCUAAUAUUGUACCAUCCUUGCAUCCCUGGAAUAAAUCCUACUUGAUCAUGAUGGAUGAUCUUUUUGAUGUAUUUUUUAUUUUGAUUUGCUGAUAUUUUGUUGAGUAUUUUUACAUGUAUAUUCAUCAGGUAUUUAGGUCUACAAUUUUCUUUUUUUGUGGUGUCUUUGCCUGGUUUUGGUAUUAGAGUGAUGCUGGCCUCAUAGAAUGAGUUUGGAAGUACUCCCUCCUCUUCCACUUCUUGGAAAACGUUAAGGAGGAUGGGUAUUAAGUCUUCACGAAAUGUUUGAUGAACUUCAGCAUUGAAACCACCUGUUUCAGGGGUUUUGUUCUUAGGUAGUUUUUUAAAUUACCAAUUCAAUAUCAUUGAUGGUAAUUGGUCUAUCAGAUUUUCUGUUUCUUUCUGGGUCAACCUCGGAUGGUUGUAUUUUUCUAGAAAGUUGUCCAUUCUUGUAGGUUAUGUAGUUCGUUGGCAUAUAAUUUUUCAUUAUAUUCUCUAAUAAUUCUUUGUAUUUCUAUGGUAUCCGUAGUGAUUUUUCCUUUCUCAUUUCUGAUUCUGUUUAUGUAUGUAGACUCUCUUUUUUUCUUCAUAAUUCUUGCUGGGGGUUGUAAAUUUUGUUUAUUUUCUUGAAGAAGCAGCUGCUGCUUUCAUUGAUUCUUACUAUUGUUUUAUUCUCAAUUUUAUUUAUUUCUGCUCUAAUCUUUAUUAUGCCCCUCCUUCUGCUGACUUUGGGCCUCAUUUGUUGUCCUUUCUCUAGUUUCAUUAAUUGUGAGUUUAGACUGUUUAUUUGGGAUUGUUCUUCUUUCCUGAGGUAAGCCUUCAUGGCACUAUACUUUCCUCUUAGCAUGGCCUUCACUGCAUCCCACAGAUUUUUGCAGUGCUGUGUCAUUGUUGUCAUAUGUCUCCAUAUAUUGCUUGAUCUCUGUUUUUAUCUGGUUAUUGUUCCAUUGAUUAUUUAGGAGCAUGUUGUUAUGCCUCCAUGUGUUUGUAGGCUUUUUGUUUUCUUUGUGUAAUUAAUUUCCAGUUUCAUACCUUUGUGGUCUGAGAAGGGGGUUGGUACAAUUUCCAUCUUUUUGAAUUUACUGAGGCUCUUUUUGUGGCCUAGAAUAUGGCAUGUUCUUCAAAAUGUUGCAUGUGCACUUGAGAAUAAUAUGUAUUCUGCUGCUUUGGGGUGGAGUGUUCUAUAGAUGUCUAUUAGGUCCAUCUGUUCUAAUGUGUUGUUCAGUGCCUCCAUCUCCUUACUUAUAUUCUGUCUGGUUGCUCUAUCCUUUGCAUUGAGUGGUGUGUUGAAGUCUCCUGAAAUGAAUGUAUUCCAUUCUAUUUCCCUUUUUAAUUCUGGUAGUAUUUAUUUCACAUGUGUAGGUGCUCGUGUCUUAGGUGUCUAAUAAGUAUUUAUAAUUGUUAUAUCCUCUUGUUAGAAUGACCCCUUUAUCAUUAUGUCAUAUCCUUCUUUGUCUCUUAUGACUUUCUUUGUUUUGAAGUUUCUUUUUUUUGAUACAUAUACUCUACCUCCUUCUUUUUUCCUCUCUAUUAGUACAAGAAAUAUCUUUUAUUUUUCAAUCCCUACACUUUAGUCUGUGUAUGUCUUUGGGUUUAAAGUGAGUCUCUUGUAGGCAGCAUAUAGAUGCAUCUUGUUUUUUUUUAUUCAUUCAGUGACUAUGUCUCUUUAUUGGUGUAUUCUGGCCAUUUACAUAUAGGGUGAUUAUCGAUAGUAUGUACUUGCUGCCAUUGCAGGCUUUAGAUUCGUGAUUGCCAAAGCUUCGAGGUUAACUUCCUUAUUAUCUAACAAUCUAAUAUAACUCACUUAAUAUGCUAUUGCAAGCACAAUCUAAAGAUUCUUUUUUUCUUUUUUCUCCUUUUUUUCCUACUCCAUUCUCUGCAUAUUAGGUAUUAUAUUUGGUAUUCUUUGUCUAUCCCUUGACUGGCUUUAGGGGUAGUUGAUUUGAUUUUGCAUCUGCUUAGUAAUUAAUUGUUCUACUUUCUUUACUGUGGUUUUAUUUCCUCUGGUGACAGCUAUUUAGCCAUAGGAACAGUUCUAUCUAUAGUAGUCCUUCUAAAAUAUGCUGUAGGGAUGUUUUAUGGGAGGUAAAUUCUCUCAGCUUUUGCUUAUCUGGAAAUUGCUUAAUUCCUCCUUCAAAUUAAAUGAUAAUCUUGCUGGGGAGAGUAUUCUUGGUUUUAGGCCCUUCUGCUUCAUUGCAUGGAAUAUAUCAUGCCACCCCCUUCUGGCCUAUAAGGUUUCUGUUGAGAAAUCUGAUGAUAGCCUGAUGGUUUUCCUUUGUAUGUGAUAUUAUUAUUCUCUCUGGCUGUUUUUAAUACUCUGUCUUUAUCCUUGAUCUUUGCCAUUUUAUUUAUUAUAUGUCUUGUUGUCUUCUGGGUCCUUUGGGUUGGGAAAUCUAUGCACCUCCAUUGCCUGAGAGACUAUCUCCUUCCUCAGAAUGGGGAAUUUUUUAGCAGUUACUUCCUCAGACACGUUCUAUCCAUUGUUCUCUUUCUUCUUCUAGUAUCCCUUUAGUACAAAUAUUGUUCUGUUUAGAUUGGUCACACAGUUCUCUUAAUAUUCUUUGAUUCCUAGAGAUCCAUUAUUCUCUGUGUGCCUCAGCUUCUUUGUCUUCCUGUUCUGCAAUUUGUAUUUUAUUUACUGCUUCCCCUACUUCAUCUAAUGUCCUUUUAAAUCCCUCUAUUGUAUGUUUCAUUUCCAGUACUAUAUUCAUCAACAUUUGUAUAUCAUUCCUGAAUAACUCCCUGGGUUCUUGAAUAUUUUUCUUUAGCUCCAUGAGCAUGUUUAGGAAUUUUUUUUUUU
Molecule: messenger RNA, 12837 nt
Organism: Manis pentadactyla (Chinese pangolin)
Lineage: Eukaryota; Metazoa; Chordata; Mammalia; Pholidota; Manidae
Gene: CCSER2
Product: coiled-coil serine rich protein 2
Exons: 6
Coding region: 275-2161 (628 amino acids)
Biological process (GO): microtubule bundle formation
Cellular component (GO): microtubule cytoskeleton
Molecular function (GO): microtubule binding
Source: RefSeq, a predicted model, not a curated record